CCUCUUCCAGCCGGAUGCAAUAGUUGGGUAGAUCUACUAAUAGCAGGUCCAAAAAACUGUACAUCCGUUAUACAUCAUUUCUCUCAUAAUGAGUAAUGUUCUAUAGCUUUCUCGUAAUCUUGUAUGAAUGUCUACCUUGGUGUUCCUGACCAGACAGUCAAAGACUUGCUGCAGCCUGAAAUCCCAUCACAAACUUCGAUGCACUUGCACCAAAACCCGGCGCGCAUGCUUCACCAUAAAUCCAACGCUCAGAACUAUCUAUUCUAAUCCAGGCUUAAUCUGAUGCAAAUGGUCAGACGAGUGCUGCGCAUCUCACUGCUUGGCUCCCUCACGGCCGCGUAAGCGCCGUGAGCAGCGCGGCUGACACAGACACUCCUGAUUCGCUGGCGCUGCACUUCAGCUCUGUUGCCUAGAGGCAGGCCCCUCCAAAAGCCCAAAGAAACAACUUCACAAAUUCCCCUCUGCCAUCUCUCCAGCACGCCUCCGAUGCAAUAUGCGUCCAUAUCAAAGGGAACUCCCUCAGGCAGCAACUUGUAAGACGGAACGGCAGGGGUUUACAGGCACAUUGACGUCAAAACAAAAGACCCUUGGUGCGAGGCAUAUUCGGUGGGUAGCGACCCAGAAAUGGUAGGGCUGGAAGAGAGACAUAUAUGUGAUGAUGUCCAUCCCGAGCUUGGUCAGGCAGACUCUCUGUACAGCCACAGUCUACCAAGUCGCUUAGAAGUUUCCCAACCCACUUGCCUGCCUCUUUAACUUCGUGUUCCUUGGUGCCCGCCAGUCGCAUUUCGUCUUCUUCCAAUGUGCAUCCCACGUCCACGCAGACACACAACGCAAUCCACCUCACCCAUCACAAAACUCCCCUACCAACGCCUCGAUUCCCCUCCCCCAACGCCCCGCAUGGUCCCCAAACCCGCCGCCGUCGGAACCGUCGCCGCCAUGCCCACAUCGCCGGCCCGGACGCCGGCUCUCGCCAACCCGCCAGCCUCCUACUCCUCCUCCUCCCGCGUAUCCCUCCAGCACGAGCGCCUCCUCCUCGAGCUCCUCCCCUUCAAAGACGCCACAAAGUUCCACGACUGGCUCGACAGCAACUUCGUCCGCGGACCCUGGAACGAGUUCAACGCAGACUUCCUCUCCCGCGCCAUCGCCGACGUCGCCGCCGCGGGCCCCACCACCACCGGCGGCCUCCCGCCCGGUCCCAGCGCCGUGCCGGAGCCGGACAAAAUCCGCACGGCCCAGGCGGCGCGGGAGGCGCUCAACGGCCGCAAGGCCAAGUUCUGCGUCUACCGCCCGGACAAGAGCGCGUGGACGGCCGAGGACCAUCACGUGCGCUUCAUCGUCACGCUCGUCGCGGACAACAUGCUGCAGAACCUGUGGUACGAGUCCGAGUGGAAGAAGAAGGGGCUCGACAUUGCCAAGGCGGCGUACGAGGUGCUCAUCUUCCUCAAGGCCACCAUGGUAUACGCGGACCCGAAUCCGCCGAGUUACUCGGCAUGACGCCCCCCCGUGGUUUCAGGACUAUGGUCCGUAUUGUUGGGAGCUUUUUGGUCUCUGGUCUCUUUGCAUUAGCGUGGGGUUGAGAAGUGUGGUGUCUGUUAAAAUCGUUGAAUGAGGCUGUAAUCGGUGCAAUGGCGUUUUUCUUACUGCGUAUCAACGGCGUCUUCUGGGUUGUCUGGCCUAUGUUUUUUCUCCCCUGGCAAGCAUUGGGAGCGAUUUGGGUUUUUGGGAGGGUUCGGCCAAUCGUAGUCGUCCUAUUUUGGGUACAUGAAAUC
This is a messenger RNA of Colletotrichum scovillei, 1769 nucleotides long. RefSeq lists its product as uncharacterized. The transcript has a single exon. Bases 799 to 1494 code for a protein of 231 amino acids. Lineage: Eukaryota; Fungi; Ascomycota; Sordariomycetes; Glomerellales; Glomerellaceae. The record is from RefSeq and is a predicted model, not a curated record.